AUGUGCGGCCUGGCCGAGUACAGCGCCCAGUUCGAGCUGGGCGGCAUCACGGGGCGCCGGCUGCUCUUGCUCGACGAGGUGGCCCUGCGCGAGAUGGGCGUCAGCAAGUGGGGCCACCGCAAGCAGAUCCUGCGACGCACCGCCGAGGCCCGCCACUCAUCGCGCCGGCGACUGCGCGGCCGGCCCGCGGUGGCCCAGUGGUCGGAGCGCGAUGUGUGCGACUGGCUCAAGCUCAUCCAGUUGGCCGACUACCGCCAGGUGUUCGUCGACCACCGCAUCGACGGCCGACGACUGACCGCACUGACCGACACCGCCCUCGUCGAGGACAUGGGCAUCACCACUCUCGGCCACCGCAAGCGCAUCCUCAAGGAGCUCCGCGCCGCCAUCGCUGCCGGGGCGACCGCCGCGGCCCACCACCAGCGAAAAGCCAAGCCCGACUCGCCUGAGCUGGGUCGCACAAAGUCGAAACGGAAACGAGCAGAACUAGACCGGCCGUAA
This is a messenger RNA of Acanthamoeba castellanii str. Neff, 498 nucleotides long. RefSeq names its product SAM domain (Sterile alpha motif) domain containing protein. The transcript has a single exon. NCBI's taxonomy places the organism in Eukaryota, Discosea, Longamoebia, Acanthamoebidae. Bases 1 to 498 code for a protein of 165 amino acids. Gene Ontology annotation, molecular function: protein binding. The record is from RefSeq and is a predicted model, not a curated record.